AUGUAUCUAGGACGAGCGCAGCUCCCUUGUCUCCGCACGGCAGAAUCAGAAGCACGGUUGCCGUGUGCAUCACCUAUCACCCAGUCGAACGGGGAUGUUGUUUCUCCAUUUGGUUUAAAGCACUUGGCUUGCACUCUGCUCGAGCGGCUUACAGGGGCUAUUGAGCACAUAAAGCCAGUUCUUCUUAUCGGGGAGACAGGCAGGGGAAAGGCUCCAUCUAGUCAAAAGUUGGCACAUCCUUGUUUCCGUCGUUUGCGCAUAAUCAACUUGAGUCAGCAAUCAGACAGUAUUGAUCUAAUUGGCGACUUCAAAGCAGUAGAUACACGCUUCCUUGUGAGGCCUGAUACCUGGAACACAACAAUUCAGCUGACUUACUGUUCACUUCACACGUUGUUUGACCGCAUUUUAACUAUUUAUGUUCGGGUCCGGCAAGAUCUGGAAUCCAGUUCAGCGUUCACUGGGUCGCGCACCAUUUCACCACGGCUGUUUGACUGCAUUUUAACUAUUUAUGUUCGGGUUCGGCAAGAUCUGGAAUUCAGUUCAGCGUUCACUGGGUCGCGCAACAUUUCACCACGGGAUUUGCUGAAAUUCGACCUUCUGUUGAAUCUCUCUAAUCUGAUUCCUUGCCGUUUUGACUGCUUCAUAGCCUGUGCGCCCAAUCCAAGCCGUUUGCUUCAGCUGGCUUCUAAAAUAGCCGGAGAACUCAAUCUGACUGCGGAGAAGGUUUUGUUCAUUCCCAUUGGAUACAGACGGAGCAGCGAUGUAUCUAGGACGCUUCAGCUGGUAAAAUAG
Messenger RNA from Opisthorchis viverrini, 792 nucleotides. RefSeq lists its product as hypothetical. The record is from RefSeq and is a predicted model, not a curated record. Gene Ontology annotation, cellular component: preribosome, large subunit precursor. Lineage: Eukaryota; Metazoa; Platyhelminthes; Trematoda; Opisthorchiida; Opisthorchiidae. Gene Ontology annotation, biological process: rRNA processing; ribosomal large subunit assembly. The transcript has 3 exons. Bases 1 to 792 code for a protein of 263 amino acids.